AGGGAUUCAUUAUACUCCUUCUUCUGGUUGUUUCGAUAGACGGAUAUGAACAGAAAAAAUUCAUCCACGACAACUUGUUCUAGGGAGGAGAUAUAGUAGGAAGCGUAGGCCCGUGUGCCUGCGUGGGUUCGUACUGAAGAUGGCUACGGCGAAGAGAAAAUGGCGACCGCGGUUGUCCUUGCCUCUGCUCGCUGCUGCAGGCCGUGCAACGAUGGUCGCCGCCCGCGCCCGAAGCAGAAUGGCGAUGGAGGAAGAGGCGCUCUUGUUCGCCAGAUACAAGAUGGGUAUGGCGACGGUGCACAAAACCGCUUACUGGGGACAGAUCGAGCUUGGCGGAGCCGAAGAAGGGAAAAGCCAAAAAUUCAACGUCAUAUUCGAUACGGGAUCUGGUACUUAAAGUUAGAGGACUCACUGUUCUUCUUGUUUUUCGAAGUAGUUGUACCUUACUUCGUACAUCUGUAUCCCUUUUAACACCAAUCCAGGCAACAUGAUCCUUCCUUCGUCGUUAUGCCAUGGACCUGGCUGUGACCGGCAUCGCAAGUAUGCGUUAGCGGAAAGUGCGAGUGGACGCGCUGUGACCAACGAUGCUGGACAAACAGAAGCCCAAAUAAGCUUCGGAACAGGCGAUAUUCAGGGUCGCUUUGUCCGUGACAAGCUUUGCCUCGGAAAGAUCUGUCAGCCUGUGAAUUUCAUCGCGAGCGUUACGCAGAGUGCAGGUACUGCUCGGACUUGUUACCUGCUUGGACUUCUUGUGUUGCUUGUUAGGCUUCUAGUGAGACUACAAUAAGGCACAUAGUUCCCUCGUAGUUGGCACGUGAUAACAGGCUAUUUCCACGUCAAGUAAUAUUGUUCAAACUUCUCUCUGUUUCUACCUGUGAUUUAUCAAUCUCUUACGCUUCUACUUCCCAAACCCAAACCAGAACCAUUCGAAGCGACCCCCUUCGACGGGAUUUUGGGUCUGGGUUUCCGAGACCUCUCAAUGGGUGGCGGUUUUAAUAUCAUGGAAGAGAUCUCAAAAACGAUACCUAACGGGAUGAUUUCGUUUGCCCUGACCGACGAUGGGCCGAGCUCGUUGACGUUUGGAGGGUAGUUGAUUUGUUUUAGACCUCUGCCGUGAUGACUAAACAUGAUAGAUGGGUCUAGUAUACUUGAAGCUGUUCUUGUUCUUGCAGGUGCGUCCUCACCCUAUAUAAUUUCCCACAACAUAAUUCCUCUCACUUAGAUACCGCAAAGACCUGUGUGCAUCUCCGAUGGUGUGGGCGCCGGUUACCUAUCCAUCCUAUUGGCAGAUUCGGGUUGGCGACAUCACCCUAAACAAUCGCAAGACGAACCUGUGUCCUGCUGAGGGUUGCCAAGUAGCAGUGGAUACUGGCACUUCUAUGCUCGCAGGACCGACGAAUCUAGUUCAGGAGCUGUCUGGACGGGUAUUCCUUAAUGCUUAUGACAAUAAUUUUUUUCCGGACAACUCGGACACCCACUUAAGUACUUUGAUCUGAUUAUAGUUUCGUUACGAAUGACAGGUAUUAGAUGACAGGUAAACGUUGCCCCCGACUGUUCGAAUUACGCGUCUUUGCCGAGCAUCGGAUUCCAAGUGGGAGACCGCGUUCUCAACCUCAGACCAGACGAGUACGUGGACAACGACAAGAACACAUUCUGUUAUGGACGAUCAUGGAUGUGAAUGCAAUGUUAUUGCUCCAUCUUCAGAGAGUCGAUCUUAUUCCUCGAGCUAGUACUUUAAUACAACUUUUAUUUGCCUUAUUAAGAAACAAUCUUUCUUCCUCUAACUCCCCAGCAUGUCUAUCAUGGCCUUGGACGUGCCGCCGCCUAAGGGCCCACUGUUUAUCUUCGGUGAUCCGUUUCUGCGACGUUUCGUGACCGCUUUUGACAAGAAGAAGAUGCGAGUAGGGUUCGCCGUAGCCAAGGGUCUAGGCGGAAACGAUGCUAUUUUAAGGCGACAAAAACACGGCGGCAGAGCUCACACUUGAUAGAGACUCUAACUAAGUACCCUGGAGUUGAUAGAGACUCUAACUAAGUACCCUGGAGAAACGAGUCCCGGCAUUACCUGCUACACAUGGUUCACCGGUAAUAGAUGAAUCUAAAAAUGGUACUAGAGUCCUCUGCUUAUGAGAGCUGAGUGUGAGCGAGUACAGCCUUACCUACGACCUGCACUUUCUCUUUUACCCCGAAGAUCAGGGGCAACGACUGGACAACUCGCUCUCUCUCUAUUCUCCUUUGAUAAUUUCUUCCUUUUGACAUUCAUCUAACUCUCGCUGACUUGGAGAAGGGUGCUGAUGCAAGGACAUCAAGCAAGAGAAACCUGUCGACGAAGCGUGACGCUAACCCAGUACUGACUGAAGAUUUCCGAAAGACACGUGGCACGGACUCAACCAGCAGAAUAUUGACCGACUUAUCUUCUUCUAUCAACAGUGGUGCUUCCCCAGGUAAUGGGUCGUCCAGUGUACCAGUAGAGGUGCUGCCACUCAGUGCAGGAAUGAUGCAUAGCGACUCGCCACCAACGAUGGCGUCCUACGAAGAGGAUACUUUUGAUUAGGACUUCAAGGCUGUGCUCUCUGAAAAAACUUGACCGUUCCUGGCCGUCUAUCGCUUCUGCUCAUUUUCAAAAACGUAUCUUGAUAGACUCUAACUCCCUGACACUGGGCGCGAGGAUUUGGAGUAUGUAGAACCACAGGGAAUGGCCCUAAACCAGCAAAGUUUUCUGGAAGGUGGUAGCUCUCUUGCUGCUGGCAGCUUCCUUAAAACGGGUCACGUUAAGGCGAUAUUGACUCCUACAAAUAUUUUACUCCGUGUUUUUUCCGCUUUUAUUUUCAUCAGGCGAAGAUGUUGAAGCGCAAGAUCUGUUUUUAGUAGCUAGUUCUUAGCAGGAGAGAUUUCGAAAUACGACAAGAGGGUAAGAAGCCCUCCUUUUUGUUUCAAAAAUUUAGUCUCACAUGGAAAAAAGAGACUUAUCCUGAAGGAUGUUUCGCGUUGCAACCUAUAAAAAUCCCAAACCGCCGGCGAUUGAGGAGGAGGAGGAUUUUUCCGACAGUGAUCUAUUUACUAUCGAGUUGCACAAAACGAAUAAGGUGAAGCCACGACCGCUCUUGUCAUUAUGAGAAUGGUCUAUUCUCAACAUUAUUAGAAUCCCGCACACUUCUGGAUUCAUCUUCCUGGCAAUGGUUCUUACUAGAAGAUAACACUAUAAAAUAAGGAGGAGGAGGUGAUCGUAGUACAGAUACAGUCAUUUUGUCAUAGUCGUGAAAAGCCAAUGCAGUGAUGUUUCUUGAUGUUCCCUACUUGAUUUUCUUGCAUAGAUGCACUUGCUACACUAAGGUGCAGUGGGUAGUUUCAAUUCAACUGAAAAGUUUUAGUCUUUUUCGUAGCAGUCGAUUUCGGAACGCAAUACUGGAUUUCAUGAAAAAAGAUUUUGAUUCAAUUUUUGAAAAAAAACGCACUGGAAAAUUCUAUUGGUCGGUUUCAUCAUUAAUGUCACAGAACUGCAGAGAAGAAAGAGGAAGCGCAAUAUCAAAGGCAGUGGAAUACUGUCAUUGUGCUUUCUAGAUGUCAGGACUGUUUGUGUCAAUAUCAGAAAGAGAUAAUUUUGUAUCUGACGAAGAGUAAGCUUGUUGUAUAACGGAAAGAAGAGCUGCAAAGGAAAGAAGAGAAAACUAGAAGGAAGGUAAGAAAAAGGAACGGAUCUCUACUGUAAUAUCUUGCACCAGUUUAAGACUCUAGGGAUAGUCCCUAAUUUGUUAGAGGGUUUCUAAAUCGCAUUCUGUCAAAAUCACGUUCAACUGUG
Messenger RNA from Amoebophrya sp. A25, 3796 nucleotides. NCBI's taxonomy places the organism in Eukaryota, Dinophyceae, Syndiniales, Amoebophryaceae. The record is from the annotation of a GenBank genome assembly.